Molecule: messenger RNA, 7374 nt
Organism: Scleropages formosus (Asian bonytongue)
Lineage: Eukaryota; Metazoa; Chordata; Actinopteri; Osteoglossiformes; Osteoglossidae
Product: pleckstrin homology domain-containing family G member 4B-like
Exons: 23
Coding region: 370-5967 (1865 amino acids)
Molecular function (GO): guanyl-nucleotide exchange factor activity
Source: RefSeq, a predicted model, not a curated record
GAGGAGGGUGUCCAGCACAGAUUCACCUCCUGUUCUCGGCGCUCGGUCCUGCCGACUGUACGGUCGGGGGGAACCAGGCCACAUGUGCUCCUCCAGGCUCCUGGUCUCGUGUGCUUUCUCCGCCUUGGAUUGUGCACAAUUUGGUUGUGAAGGGAAACGCCUGCACAGAACGCCAGCAGUUGUGUUUCUGAGUUAUCCUGCCCUGAAUGUUGUUCUGAAGGAUGACCACUGAGUGUCCAUGAGAAGCCUGUCAUUCAGCAGCACCCUCUGGGGCCUUGUGUGCUUCCAUGCAGGGACAUCCUCCAUGCAUCAUGCUCCGGUGUUUGGAUGUGCAAGUCCUGGGAGUAGCUUCAAUCGUCUUUUUCUGCGAUGGCAUGCCUGGGCUCCUUUAACAGGGAGCGAAAGGGAACAACCUUGGACACCUACCUGUUGUCCAAGGAUAGAGAGGCAUUCUACAUGCCUUGGGAAACACUGGUCUGCCCUGAGAUUGUUAGCAAGAUGAAAAUGAUCAGGGAUGAGACUCCAACUGGUGGUGCCGUGGACAACGGAACUGGAAGUGACACUGGUCCUCUGAGCAGCACUAAAGACUUCCAACAAGAAGGUGACUGGACAAACCAGGAGUACCUUCCAGUCAGCAGACCGGUGGAACCAGACCAUAUGGCAGAUACCUUGGACCAUGUCAUGGACAACUUGGACCAUGUGAAGGAUAGUUUGAGUCACGUGAUGGACAAUUUGAGCAAUGAGGGUGAGCAUGCAGUCGGGGAUGACAUCACCCUGCCCCGAUUUUCCCCAUAUAAAGGAUCGCUGACUCAGUCCAUUAGCUUGAACUGCAACAAAAAAACCAAACCAAGAACUAGCGAGGAAGAUCUGUCCAAAACCACAGAAGGCCAUCUGAAAAGUAGCACUUGCACUCCAACUAUGGAUUGUACAAAAUCUGAUAAAGAGAACCAAAACAGCAGUCCUUCAAAACCCUUCUGCUCCCCAAUAAAUACAACUGUCUCUGUGACAAAUACAACAAGUGAAGCUCUUACACUACAGAACUCUGAUUUCGGUGUGGUGGACAGUUUAUUUCUAGAAAAACCCACAGAUGCUUCUGUAUCUGAAAGAUCAUCUUGUGCUGCUCCUGCAUCUGUUUAUUUGCUCAGUCAAGCCACGGUUCACAGCUGGCAGUCAGACUCUCCUGGAGAUCCAGCACACUCAAAAGUAUCCCUCUUGAGUCACAAGGCUAGUUUAACAGCUAUUAUGGAAUGCGAAGAAGCCACAGCAGUAGAUAGGGGUGGAGCUGAACUGGCCCACGGCCUGAAUGACACUGCUGUCAGGGAGGUGAUGAUUUUAAAGCCUGUUCCUGCCUGGGGAAACUCUGACCAGGAAGCAAGCACCCAGGCUGGGGCCACUGGGGGUCACGGUCAUAUUGAGUCCUUUUGUGCUCUGGUCUCGUGUGGAGAAAAGCAAGCCCUCCCACAGACGGAGGACAAUCCACUGAAAGGUGUAGAUGUUUUUCUGGCUUCUGGGAGGGCGAGCUGUGAUCAUCUUAAAAGCAGUGUUACUGGAGCGGAAGGGUGCUCCCCCUGUAUGAAUGACCCCUACGCUGAGUGUUUGGGCCAAGGUCAGUGUCAGGUUACAAGUUCCGUGGGGGCUGAGGAAGGACCAGCAGGUGUGGAGACAUGUCAUACAGAAUGGCAGUGCAUGGAGACAGAGGCUUCGCUGCUCACAGUGGACUCUGACUCAGAGACGUCUGGUACAGUAGAAGUCCCGGGUCAGGCUGCAGAAGGGGGCAGCACCUGGAGAGCUGGAACAGGUGAGACAAGAAGAGUGCGAGAGGGAGAGGGCGGGUGCUACAGGGAGGCUUGCACUAAGGCUUGCACUGACAGUACAGGUCUGAGCGCGAGCAGACAGUCUGGCGACAACAGCGAUGAGGGGAGCACCACCGAAAGCAGAGUAAUUGCUCCUGAGACCCAGUCUGCAGGUGCAUGUGACUCCUCCCCUUUCAAGAGCAGGAGUGGCUGUGGUGGGCAACACAUACAGAACAAACAGGUGGAGGUCUGUGGACCAUCAGAAGACACAGACACCACUCCUUCUGCUGCUGGAGUGGGGGAGAAGAGACUGGAGGAUGGGUUCAUGGGUCAGGUGCAGGCGCAGAGGCUAGAGGAGCUGGCCAAGGACUCAGAGGAUCUCACAGAUGAGGGGUCGAGAUCAUCCCCCGAAUUCCUUGUAAAAGGGUCGUGGCACAAGGGUAAUGAGCAUCUCCUGGCAGGAUGUGGGGAGGAUGGUUACGUGGGCAAAAAUGAGGAAGCUCUAAUGGGGAAGCCUCAGGGCUCCCUCCUCCCUCAGCCAGCCUCCUCUGAGACUCAGCCUGCCCUUGCAGAGGCACACAAUAUCAGUGGUGAUGUGCUGAACUCCGGCGUGCUCUGUCUGCCAGGGACAAGAGACAAAUAUGGACGAGCCCUAGUAAUCGUGAUGACAAGGAAUACAGCGUGGUUGAACCCGAACUGCAACAGCAGUGAACUUGUACGCAUCCUUAUUUACUUCUACAACAUAAUAAGGAAAGAAGUGCAAGCGCUGGGUUUGACUGUUCUGGUGGAUUCCCGCCGAUGUUCUCCUGUCCCUGCACUCUUCAAAGCAUUUCAUAUCGUACAGGAGGCUGUGCCCAGAUGUAUCCACACCAUUCUGCUCCUGGCUGACAGAGACCUCACGUUCCGCACGGAGAAGUCCACUUCCAUGCAGUUUGAGCUCCUUACUUCUCUCAAGUCCCUUCACAAAUAUGUGGACACCAGCCAGCUGCCGGCUGAGUUUGAUGGUACCUUUCCUUUCUGCCACAACAGCUGGAUUGGGUUCCGGAUGAGGUUGGAACAACUAACCCGUACCUGUCAGGAUGCCAUCAGCCUCCUCAAGAGCAGUAUAUCCAAGCUGGAGAGCACUGCAUUGCCAGUCACUGCUGAGGAGGCCCAGGAGUUGCUCUGCAGCUACAGAGACCAGAUGCGUAACAUCCUGGAAGACAGCAGGCUGCUGCGACUGCAGGUGGAAGGCGGUGCAGCGUUGUCAAGACUCCGGAAAGAGGAGUCCAGCGUCAGCCUCACCGAGGACUAUAGGGAUGCCAUUGAGAUGGUUAGUGCACUGUAUGACCAGGUGGAUGAGCUACUACAUCAUCUGGUGACACUGUCCAACAAGUCUACUAAGCAGCUGGAGUUCAUUCUGAACUUCACAAGCCUGGAAGAACGUUUCACGGAGGUGAGAGGGUGGAUCGAGGAUGCAGGCGAAGGACAACUGACAGCACUCUGCAACUUGGAAGAUUCCCUGGAGCAGCUGCACAAACAAAAAGCCCGCUUCAGAGACUUCUACGCUUUGGCAUGUGAGCGAUGUAAGACUGGGGAGGCACUGCUACAGAGGCUGCAGCAAUGGGAGGCUUUGGCCACAGAGGAGCUACAGGAAUACCAGGUCAAGGUGUACACCUUCGCUGCACAGCUCAGGGACUUCGCCCAAAGGGUCGAGGAUGCCAGAGACAAGCUGGACAAGACUGUCAAACUGUACGAGUUCUUUGACAAGGCCUACAAGUGGUCAUUGGAGGGGAUGCGCCACCUGGCUGGCAUUAGCACAGAGGACUGCAGUCUGCCAGAGAAGUGCCACAUGGCCGUAAAGUGCCUGGAGGGCUACCGUCUGCAGCACCCAGAGAUCGAGGAGAGUAUGUUCCAGAAGAUGAAAGAACUUGCACUAGAGCUGAGGAAUGAUGCAGGCCUGAAGCAGUGGACAUUUGCCUGGUCCAAAUGUCAGGAGACCAAGCAAAUGUUCAAGAAGAAGCUGGAGAUGGCACUGCAAACCUGUCACUCCCAACCUCUUGAGGGCAAUGGAGAGGCAGGCAACGGGGAGGCUCUGCCCAGGGUGUGCUCUGGUGUUUCAGUCCACAGGCAGCCUGAGGCAUGGGCCAGCAGCCCAUCCUGUAGAAGAGUGGUUCAUGGGCCCAGGGCAAGAGAGAGACAAGCCACAACCUCCUCCAGAGCAGCCAGCAGUCCUGCCAGGAGCAGUCUCAUUACUCAGGACUGUCAGCUCCAUAGAAGUAUUUCCACAAACUUGAUGUGUAUGGCACCAUUUAGUCACAGUACACAGUCAACUGUAGUGUCCUCCACAGAGGAGUUCCCAUGCAGAGCUCUCCAUGAACCCCAGGCCAAGUCUUCCUGUGACUCUAACAGUCCCCGGAAGCCUGCACUGAGGCUAAGCCAUCGGGUACUGAGGAAAACGCGGAGCUUUGAUGUGUCCACCACUGCAAAUGUGCCAUGGAAUGGGACCUAUCAGCGAACACUGAGUGAGACAGCCAGGCAUGGCAACACCGGAGUCUUCAUCAAAGGCCUGGAAGUCAGUAGUACAGAGGUGGCAGACCGCUCCUUCAGCUUGCGUCUCCCUGCUCGUGCCUGGAUUAAUACAAACAACCUCAGAUUUAACAUUCAUGCCCAGGAGGUCAAAGCUAAGCGCAGCAAGCUGCAUCACAUCGUGGACGAGAUGAUAACGACAGAACGUGAGUAUGUGAGGUCACUGCGCUACAUCAUCGAUCAAUACUUCCCCGAAAUGGAGAGGCCAGACCUGCCGCAGGACCUCCGAGGCAAGCGCAGCGUUAUCUUUGGCAACUUGGAGAAGCUGAUAGACUUCCACAGCCAGUUCUUCCUGAAGGAGCUGGAGAGCUGCUGCAACCACCCACUGCGCGUUAGCCACUGCUUCCUGAGACACCAAGACCAAUUUGGGAUGUAUGCCCUCUACAGCAAAAACAAGCCCAAGUCUGAUGCUCUUCUGGCCACUCAUGGAAAUGCCUUCUUCCGGAACAAGCAGCUAGAGUUGGAGGACAAGAUGGACCUAGCCUCCUACUUGCUAAAGCCCAUCCAGCGCAUGAGCAAAUAUGCCCUACUGCUCAAGGACCUCAUCAAGGAAGUGAGCGAGACACAGGAGCAGGAGCUGAGCCACCUGAGGGCUGCUGCCGAGAUGGUCAAGUUCCAACUGCGUCACGGCAAUGACCUAUUAGCUAUGGAUGCAAUCUGCGACUGUGAUGUCAACCUGAAGGAACAAGGGCAGCUGGUGCGGCAGGAUGAGUUCACCAUCUUCUAUGGCAGAAAAAGAUGCCAGAGACAUGUCUUCUUGUUCGAGGACUUGGUUCUAUUCAGCAAGCCCAAAAAAAUUGAAAGAGGGCUGGACAUCUAUAUUUACAAGCACUCCUUCAAGACUGCUGAUAUUGGGAUGACCGAGACCUCGGGUGACAACAGCCUUCGUUUUGAGAUCUGGUUCCGAAGAAGAACUUCAAAAAGUCAGACGUUUAUCCUGCAGGCUGGAACGGCUGGGAUCAAAGAGGCCUGGACCUCGGACAUUGCCAAGAUCCUCUGGCAGCAGGCCACCCGAAGCAAAGAAAUCCGCAUCCAGGAGAUGGUAUCCAUGGGAGUGGGUGACAAACCAUUUUUGGAUAUAAAACCCAGUGAUGCUGCUAUUAAUGACAGAGCCAUAGACUACUUCAUGAAGGGAAGAGAAUCCAGGACUCGCGCAUCGAUAGCAGUGUCCCUGUUCGACCAUUCCAGCCCCUUCAACAGAGCGCAGGUGACCGUGCCAGUGGGUAGAGUCUCGUCCUCCUCUCUUCUUGGUUCCCUCAACCUUCACAUGUACAGCAAUCGGGCACCAGCGCCUGGGGAACGAGCAUUUGCUGGCCCCUGCAUCGAGGAGGACGAGCAGGAGCACGAGACCAGCAGCCAGCCCUCCAUGACCACAGAAAGCUCAGAGUCGUCCUCCCACUGCAUGUCCGGCAGCGGCUCCAGCGGCUCGGACAGCGGCUGUGCGUUUGGCAACCUCCCUGAGGGCUCGUCUGAGGGUUCCAGCUCCCCCUGGGACCCCACCUGUGAUCGACGUGUGUCCACACCCACUGGGGACAAGGGUGACUUCAGGGGCAAGAGUGUUUCAGCGGGAGCGCACCAAACUGUUUGUCCAUCCACCACUGUGUGAUCGCUGCGAACCGGUCUUGAGUUUGCGAACCCUCCGAAGCCCUGCUGCCACAUGAGGACGUGUCCAGUACCGAUUUCUCUUCAUUGCACCAGCACACGUCAUCACAGCUGAAUGAGAAAAUGCCAAGCACAGUUUAAACCCACUUACAAACUUUUUCAUAAGCUAUAGCUACAUAAUAAAGAUUUGUAUGAUUUUUGUGAUGGAUCGGUGAAGCACAUGUAAUAGUUUACAGUAUGGUUACAAACAUCUGUUGUUGUCCAUUGUUGACUGUUCGCUGUAGCCCGAGCACUGCAGAAACUAUAGCUAUAAGGUGUUCACGGUCAAACUGAAGAUUACAAACACACAUCUCCAAGGUUCAAAAGCUACUUUCUCUUUUCCAAGGAAACAUGUUUAUAUAUCAGUGUCACUUUAAGUAUUUACCCAUUGUCAGGUUUUGUGGCCGCUCCUCGUCAGAUAUCUACUUGUUCUUAAGAUGUGAUCCUUUCUGGCGCCAUGUUGCUGGAAUACCCCGCAUUCCUACUGGUUCUACUUAGCGAUGGCUUUGGGCAACAGGGCUGCUGAUGCAGUGCAGACCCUGUGUCUGGUCCCACCCUGGGAGGGGAUGCAAUUCACGCUACUAUGCACCCAAGGCUCUUUCCAGAGGUGUGCGUGACUCACUUUGCACCCUGGGAUGGGAGCUCUUUUUAGAAAAGCUAACUGUGGCGUCCACAGUGAAUGCUGAAAGGGCUGCGUUCGAAAGCGCAACGAAAUGUACGUUGUCCGUACGUGCUGUGACAGUGCCGUUUUGUUAAGUUACUACAUUUUUUUCCACGAUUGUAUAUAUUUCGAAUGUCCAGCAAACCAGGGAAUCACUAAAGUGCCGCUCUUAGCACGUAGGGGCGCCUGUACACGUCUCGUAGUAUUUAAUAAAGACAUCCUUUGUACCAACAAUGCGAUAACCGACGCAGAUUUUGUGUGUAAGUCGCCGUAACAGAUCCUUCACUACAUUUCGCUUAACAUGCAGUUGCAGAUGUCUUUGUUCGGCUGCGUUCUGUGAGCCGCACAUUUCAGUAAGUAGAAUAAUGGAUACGACACCAUAAAAACAGUGCAUUUACACGUGCAUACUCAGGUAAACACUUCUCAGGGCACAACUGAACAGUGCAGCUAAUCCAUCCUAUUUGUCUAAACUGAAAACAUGUGCCAGGGAAAGAAAAUAUCAAUCAAGUGCAAGUUGCUGUGCGUUGAAGAAACAAUUUGGAAAAUACAGCCUGAAGCUGCCAUCCUGUGGUUGAGUACGAAAACGGUAUGCUGUUCACACACGGCACAUACAGAGUACUGUGUGCUGGUCCUCAACUUGCAAACACGUUAGGACUGGAAGUCUGCUUGUAACUCAGUUUAUUCAUAAUCCAACCACUACUUCACAACCAA